Penicillium brevicompactum is the source of this 807-nucleotide messenger RNA. Its product is annotated as SDR family NAD(P)-dependent oxidoreductase. Gene Ontology annotation, molecular function: oxidoreductase activity, acting on the CH-OH group of donors, NAD or NADP as acceptor. NCBI's taxonomy places the organism in Eukaryota, Fungi, Ascomycota, Eurotiomycetes, Eurotiales, Aspergillaceae. The record is from RefSeq and is a predicted model, not a curated record. The coding region runs from base 1 to 807 and encodes 268 amino acids. The transcript has a single exon.
AUGCUAUCUCUCGACGGAAAGGUCGCCCUCAUUACUGGUCUUGGCCAAAGCCAUUCAGAAGGCUGGGGCAUUGGCGCCGCCAUCGCCGUUGUACUCGCUCGACAAGGAGCCAAGAUCUUCGGCGGAAACCGCACUCUUGCCUCAACGGUCUCGACCAAAGCGGCCAUCGAAGCCGAAGAUGGAACUUGCGACGUUGUUGAAACCGAUGUGACAUCUAGCACUUCUACAAAAGCGCUCGUCGAUGCGUGUAUGGCCAAGCAUGGGCGAAUUGAUAUUCUCAUCAACAAUGUUGGGAGAUCCGAGCCGGGCUGUCCUGCUACGAUGUCCGAGGAAACAUGGGAUUCUCAAGUCGACCUCAACCUCAAGAGUGUAUUCCUGAUGUGCCAGCAUGUUCUUCCCAUCAUGGAAAGGCAAGGAAAAGGCGCAGUCGUUAGCGUUGCUAGCAUCGCUGGCCUGCGCUAUAUUGGCAAACCCCAAGUUGGGUAUUCUGCAACAAAGGCUGCUAUCAUGCAGCUUAUGAAGACAAGCGCUGUCAUAUAUGCCCCAAAGGGCGUCCGUUUGAAUACAGUUGUUCCUGGACUGAUGGAUACCCCUUACACGAAAGGGUUGGUGUCCAGAUAUUCAGCGGAGGGUCAGGCAGAAGAAUAUAUGAAGAUGCGCAGUGCGCAAGUUCCAAUGGGGAAGAUGGGAGAUGCCUGGGAUGUGGCCAAUGCCACACUAUUUCUUGUCAGCGAUGAAGCUCAGUACAUUACUGGACAAGAACUUGUUGUUGAUGGUGGUAUUACAUCGUCUACGGGAAGGACAUAG